Hevea brasiliensis (rubber tree) is the source of this 866-nucleotide messenger RNA. Its product is annotated as peroxidase 64. Gene Ontology annotation, biological process: response to oxidative stress. The transcript is spliced from 2 exons. Lineage: Eukaryota; Viridiplantae; Streptophyta; Magnoliopsida; Malpighiales; Euphorbiaceae. Gene Ontology annotation, molecular function: peroxidase activity; heme binding. Gene Ontology annotation, cellular component: plasmodesma; plant-type cell wall. Bases 85 to 702 code for a protein of 205 amino acids. The record is from RefSeq and is a predicted model, not a curated record.
UUAGCUGCAAGGGAUGCAGUUGUACUUGUAAGAUAAGAAAGCAAGCUAUAUUUUACAGACAAAAAACUGAAAAUUGAAAGGAAAAUGUCAAAUUUGGUCUCUAGUAUGUGUAAUUUUUUUUUAUGGUACUUUCAAUCAAUCAUGCAGUCUGGAGGACCAGCAUGGGAUGUCCCAAAAGGAAGAAAGGAUGGGAGAACAUCAAAGGCAAGUGAAACAAGACAACUGCCAGCUCCAACUUUUAACAUCUCUCAGUUGCAACAAAGCUUCUCCCAAAGAGGUUUAUCCAUGGAUGACCUAGUAGCUCUUUCAGGAGGGCAUACUCUAGGAUUUUCCCACUGUUCAUCCUUCCAAAAUAGAAUCCAAAAUUUCAAUGCCACUCAUGAUAUAGACCCCACCAUGAAUCCCUCAUUUGCAGCAAGCUUAAGGAGUGUUUGCCCAAAAAACAAUGGUAAGAACGCAGGUUCCCCCAUGGAUCCUUCUUCAACGACCUUCGAUAACACAUAUUUCAAGUUGAUCCUCCAAGGGAAAACCUUAUUCUCUUCAGACCAAGCUCUGCUCACAAGUACAGUGACUAAAGAUUUGGUUUCAAAGUUUGCUAGCUCAAAAGACACCUUCUCUAAGGCAUUUGUGAAAUCCAUGAUCAAAAUGAGUAGCAUCACUGGAGGCCAGGAGGUUAGAAAGGACUGUAGGGUGGUAAAUUAAGAAUCUCUUUGCUUAAUUCUAGUCAAUCUAAACUACGAGAGAUGGGUGAUCAUGACAUGAUUACUAUCCUUUAUUUGGAUAGGAAACAAGAAAUUUGUAUUGCUAAUAUCAUCUAUGGAUAAGUAUUUUGUAUUAGAUUGUAAUAAAACUGAAACAUAGCAAUA